Molecule: messenger RNA, 459 nt
Organism: Rosa rugosa (rugosa rose)
Lineage: Eukaryota; Viridiplantae; Streptophyta; Magnoliopsida; Rosales; Rosaceae
Exons: 1
Coding region: 1-459 (152 amino acids)
Molecular function (GO): RNA-DNA hybrid ribonuclease activity; nucleic acid binding
Source: RefSeq, a predicted model, not a curated record
AUGAACGUGGAUGGAGCUUUUCUGCCUAGCAUUCAAUAUGUAGGUACAUGGGGUGUACUUCGGAAUGCUCAUGGGCAGUUCCUUGCUGCCUUCUCUCAUAGGGUGAAUUUUGUAAGUUCUCCUCUACACUCCGAGCUACUAGCCUUAAAGAAUGGCUUAGAGAUGCUACAAGCUAUGCAAAUAACUAAAGUAGUUGUUGAAAGUGAUUGUCAAGUAGCAGUGCAGGCUGUUAGUAACGAGUUCAGUGAUCUAUCCCCUUUCAGUGCUUUAAUUGCAGAAGUUAAAGGCUUGCUGAGUGAUAGUGAAGAUGUAUGUAUUAGAUUUUCUCCUAGGCAGGCAAAUACAGUAGCCCACAGGCUUGCCAGCUUUAGUUUUGAUUCUAAUGUUCAUCAUGAAUGGUUUGUAAAAGCUCCAGGUUUAAUACUGGAUGCCCUUAUGUACGAUCUUAAUCGUACUUAG